CCCCGCAGCCGGUGAACAACGCCGACUUCAUCAUUCCCGUGGAGAUCGACGGCAUCAUGCACCAGGUGUACGUGCUGAAGCGGCCGCACGUGGACGAGUUCCUGCAGCGCAUGGGCGAGCUCUUCGAGUGCGUGCUCUUCACCGCCAGCCUGGCCAAGUACGCGGACCCCGUGGCCGACCUGCUGGACAAAUGGGGGGCUUUCCGCGCCCGGCUGUUCCGCGAGUCGUGCGUCUUCCACCGCGGCAACUACGUCAAGGACCUGAGCCGCCUGGGCCGCGACCUGCGCCGCAUCAUCAUCGUGGACAACUCGCCCGCCUCCUACAUCUUCCACCCGGACAACGCCGUGCCGGUGGCCUCGUGGUUCGACAACAUGGCAGACACGGAGCUGCUGGACCUGCUGCCCUUCUUCGAGAGGCUCAGCAAGGUGGACGACGUUUACACAGUGCUCAAGAAACACCGGACUAACAGCUAGUGGCCCACGGG
Molecule: messenger RNA, 484 nt
Organism: Oxyura jamaicensis (ruddy duck)
Lineage: Eukaryota; Metazoa; Chordata; Aves; Anseriformes; Anatidae
Gene: CTDSP1
Product: CTD small phosphatase 1
Exons: 4
Coding region: 57-473 (138 amino acids)
Molecular function (GO): RNA polymerase II CTD heptapeptide repeat phosphatase activity
Source: RefSeq, a predicted model, not a curated record